UGAAUUCACAAGACACACAUACAUUUCACACAAUGCCGAUCCAAAUAUUUGCACCCGCGGCAGCAGCGCCUGCUAUCACAAAUCGUCGCGAUGAUUCAGACGACGAAAUGGAACUAGACAACGAAGACCACGCCGCGCGCUCGUCAAAACGCUCAAAAAACAUCAUCACCCCCGGCGAAGUCAUCACCUCGGAUCCCCAAUGGAUGCGCGGCCACGGCACAUACACGAACGAUAACGGCGACCUCGCUCCCAUCAUCCGCUCCACCCUCGCCGGCACAUUGCAAAAGACAAACAAACUGCUCUCCGUGGUACCGCUGCGCGCACGCUACACGCCAGAGAUUGGAGAUUUGGUUAUUGGCAGGAUUGUCGAGGUGCAAUCGAGGAGGUGGAAGGUUGAUGUCGCCGGCGCCUUGACGGCUGCCUUGCCGUUGAGCAGUAUCAAUUUGCCCGGCGGUAUCUUGCGCAAGAGGACUAGUGUGGAUGAGUUGAACAUCCGCACCUUCUUUGAAGAGGGGGAGUUGUUGGUUGCGGAGGUGCAGAGUUUGUUCCAGGAUGGCUCGGCGUCGCUACAUACCCGCAGUUUGAAGUAUGGCAAGCUGCGCAAUGGCUACUUUAUGGCUGUGUCGGGUGUUGGUGGUGGCGCUGGUGUCGUGAGGGCAAAGAGACAGAUCUUCACUUUGCAGACCUCUAGCAGAGGUGGUGAGGUUGAUGUCAUUCUCGGAGUCAACGGUUACAUCUGGAUCUCCAAGCACAUCGAGGCAGACAAGAGCAAGGACGUCAGCAUCACCAGCAUCGAAGAACAAGUCAAGACCACAAUGUACUCGAGCCAGAACGACGACAUCAGCCCGGAUACGAGGAGAGAAAUUGCCAGAGUCGCUGGUUGCAUCAGAGCGCUGGCUGAGAAUGGCGUCAAGGUCGAUGAAGAGAUGGUUCGCAGAUCAUAUGAUGCCAGUCUCGACCUUGAGCAAGAUGAGGGAGAAGAGGGCGCUGGUUUCUUGGGCGGAGAAAGAGGAAGACUCAUCGUAGAUAUGGCAUUGAGAGGCUCGGGUUGAAAUCGCUCAACAAGCACCACCACACACCAUCAUGCCCUUUGGCUAGCCAAGUGUCCCAGAGCACUCGAGUCGACGCCGACGAGGAGCUUCUGCAAAACUCUCCGCCAGUUUCUGGGAGCUCUUUGCAAGCCCCCAUCUCCACUUUGGCCAUCCCAGCGUCGUUUAUACGAGUAUGCAGAGGACCUGUCGCUCGAGCGGACAAAGAUUAUGUAGAGCAGGACUAUCUUCAAGACUGCAUUCGCGCUCUCAAGCGCGCCAUUAUUCAUAUAAAUUUGCAACGC
Aureobasidium pullulans EXF-150 is the source of this 1333-nucleotide messenger RNA. RefSeq lists its product as uncharacterized. Gene Ontology annotation, biological process: TRAMP-dependent tRNA surveillance pathway; U4 snRNA 3'-end processing; CUT catabolic process. Gene Ontology annotation, molecular function: RNA binding. NCBI's taxonomy places the organism in Eukaryota, Fungi, Ascomycota, Dothideomycetes, Dothideales, Saccotheciaceae. Gene Ontology annotation, cellular component: nuclear exosome (RNase complex); cytoplasmic exosome (RNase complex). The transcript has a single exon. The record is from RefSeq and is a predicted model, not a curated record. The coding region runs from base 33 to 1052 and encodes 339 amino acids.